UCGCGAGACACCACACUCACGAGAACAGCUCGAAGCUGCAGAGAGACACAGAGAGGGAGAGAGCGAGCGAGAGCGAGAGAGAGAGAGAGUCGAGGGGAAGAGAGAAGGAGGAAUCCAGAAAGAGAGAGAGAGGGGGGAUGAUGUUGAUCCAUCCGGAGUCUUUUUGUGACGAACUGAGUUGGAUUUAAGGACGAUUCUUUGGCGAAGAAGACAGGACGAUUCUUUUUUCAUCAUUAAUAGAAAAAUCUUUUUAUUUACCAGCAUCCCUCCUCCUCCUCCUCCUCCUCCUCCCUCCCCUCCGGUCCGAGCUCGCUGCAGGGAGUCUUCCGUCAGCUUUUACUUUUUGUUUCAUCUGAUUUAUUCUCUCACUGCUUGAGAGCCUUCCGUCUUCCUUCUGAAAGCACAAGGCACCCCCUCCUCUCAGAGGGAGCUGUCCGGUGCUGAAGCUGCAUUUCCUCCCUUCGCUGCACGAGGACUGAAGCGGGCGGGCAGGGAGACUCCAACAGGCUCAGAGAAAAACUCUAACACUGGAUCUGUUCUCAGAGGACAACCUUCCUGCCCUGUGUGUGUGUGUGUGUGUGUGUGUGUGUAUGUGCAUGUGAGUGUGUUAAGGACCGACCACCAAACUGGCCAACUCGUCAGCAGUCGGCUGGGUCUGUGUGCUGCUGUGUGUGUGUGUGAGAGAGAGAGUGAGUGAGUGUGUGUCAGCGUGUCACCAUCAUGCCAAGGUCUUUCCUGGUGAAAAAGGUGAAACUGGAUGAUUUCUCCACCGGGGCGGAUCUAGAACACGCCUACCGGCACCGGGCGGACCUGAGCCUGCGGCUGCAUGACAAAGCUGGUUACAUCAGCGACUACAUCAGCCCGGUCGUGUAUGAUGGUGAGAGCGAUGGCGGCAUCAAGGUGCCCUCUCCUGACCCCCUCUACGACGGCAUCCACAGCGACUACGGGGCUCCUGACUCCGAGUCUCCCGACAGCCCCGGCUCAGAAAUCACAGAUGGCUACAUAAACGGCGACGCUGCAGUAAGCGAGGGAUACACAGUCGAUGCCUUCUUCAUCACCGACGGACGCUCGAGGAGGAAAGCCCUGGGCAGCCCUCGGAGCGUCCAGAGGCACACCUGCAACGAGUGCGGCAAAACCUACGCCACGUCUUCCAACCUGAGCCGGCACAAACAGACGCACCGCUCGCUGGACAGCAAGCUGGCAAAGAAAUGCCCGACGUGUGGGAAGGUGUACGUAUCCAUGCCCGCCAUGGCCAUGCACCUGCUCACACACGACCUCAAGCACAAGUGUGACGUGUGCGGGAAAGCGUUCAGCCGGCCGUGGCUCUUGCAGGGCCACAUGAGGUCUCACACGGGGGAGAAACCGUUUGGCUGCGCCCACUGUGGGAAGGCCUUCGCGGACCGCUCAAACCUGCGCGCGCACAUGCAGACCCACUCGGCCUUCAAGCACUUCAAAUGCAAACGCUGCAACAAGACCUUUGCGCUCAAGAGUUACCUGAACAAGCACUACGAGUCUGCCUGCUUCAAAGGCCCCUUCUCUCCUCUCGGCCCGCUAGAUGCAUGACGACCUCCCAGAAGAUCAAGCGGCAGACAAACUGCAGACUGAAAUGACCGUCAUCCUUAAAGACCGAACUGCAGACGGUAUAUUUUUGGUCAGAAGUUGACCUUGCUCUCCUUCCUCACUCCCUCCUCUCCCCCGUCCCCCUCCCCGCCUUCUCCUGGAACCUGAAGAUAGCACAAUUUUUCUCCUUGAGAUUUUCCAUCUUUAGGAUUGAACUGAUCGACGCAUGCACUUUCUGAAAAACUCCUCGCCUCCUCUUCCUCCGCCCGUUUGGGAUGGAGACAUGAGAGUAUUACCACGGCUUCCUCCUGGCAUCGACAUGACGGACAGCAGCUUCUAUUUUGGGACACGGACGGUGGGAUGGAUGACAAAGACAAUAGCGAACCUUUAGCUACUAGUUUUCUCCACGCACUGAAAAGGUUUUUCAUUCUGAUUCAGCUUUUGAUUUUUGGAAAGGAGGAUGAUAGUAAUAAGAAUAGUAAUAACAAUGAUAUUAAUAAUCAUGCUCUGUUGCACCAAGUGACCAGAAUCUCUCCACUCCUGAGGUAAAGACGAUCCUGUUUAUUUAUUUGUUUAUUUAUUUGAGCACAUGGUCUUUUUUAUUGUACAUUUAUACUUGAUUUGAUAACCAAGCGAUGGUCUUUAUUUGCACUUUAAGUUCUGCGAGUGUUUGAUAUCUCUCUUUUUACCACUACAGGCCAAAGCAUUUGUCACUUUUUGAGUGUUAUUUUUUUCUAUUAGGCUGUUUACCUUUUUUCUGAUUAAAAUUAUUGCAUGCAAACAUAAUAAUGACAAUAAUAAUGAUGAAACCUAUGCCAACAUCAUACAAAGCUUAUGAUUUUUGCCAAAUUCCUAUAGAUAGAACCCGAGGGGGCGAUAUUUUUGUUUCUCUCGGAGCCUCCGUGGGACUCUUUAAAGCAAUAAUCACCUAAUGCAUGGUAUUUUACGAUGAAGUUAUGAAGCAUUACCUACUACUGUAUAGCAGUUUAAAAAUCAGGUAUGUUUUACUUCACCUAUAGUCAUAAACAGAAGAAUACUAACAUUGAGGACAUCAGGGAACAUGCCAACGUAGUGUUAGAGCAGCAAAAAGAAAAGUUCAGUCCUUUCCUCUCUCGUUAUGCACUGCCUGCCUCUUAGUGAGUAGAUCUAAUGUAGGACGUAGGCUAGGGAGGCUGGGAUCAGCUGCCCACGCGGCGCCAGGCCUACUGCAGGAUGAGACGUGGCCAACGUGUGCUAGCUUGGCUAACGCCGGAGGAGCAGCAGGAGAACGCUCUCCAGCCUUCUGAGGUGUGCAUGAACCCAACAUGACAGACAUCAUCUAACUCUCGAUUCGGUCUCCAAGACAAAGUUUGGUGCUUUGCUGGAGUUGGACUGAUGCCAACGGCAACGCGAUGCAUUAUUCAGGCCUCCCUGCAGAGCACUUCCACACCAUAACGAGAACAUCCCUCAGCCACAGAGGCAGGCCCGCGCUCCAGCUGGUCUGAUCACGCUUCACAGUCCUGAUGGUUCUGCAGUAGGCCCGCCCCGCUGGCCCAACCGUAGGCUGCUGUUCUGAGGAUGCAUCCACCGGCAGACCCACGUGGUCGACGCCGGUGCUGCUGAACCCAAAUCUCUGCAGCUCAGAAACCUUUUCUACAGAUUCACGGAGCUUUCCAGGAGACAGACCGACCAAAACAAAAACAAAAGCGUUUUUAUGUGUUUGUGCCACUUUUUAAAAGUGUUUAGUGAACUUGAGCUUGAACAGGAACAUGCUAGUGAAUGCAUGCACUUGUAAGCACACCGUGCCUGCCGAUGAGCCAUUAGAUCACAAAAUCUGUCAGCGUUCAGGUUUUUGAGACUGGAAUGAUUAAAUACGUAGAUGUGAAUCUCUGAGCUUCCUCAAGACUGACAGGAACGGGUCGGCACCAUCGAGGGAAACCACUGGAUGGGUCAAAGACGGCGUUCUGAGGUGGAACGUCUGCAGCUCGUCUCUGUUUAGUCUUUUCUGCUGUAAAGAAAUGCUAAACUCUGACAUGCAGAUCACAGUUCAGUCGUAUGUUUUUCUUAAUGUUGGAAAUCAGAACGCGAGUCCCAAACUGCAGCCUUUGUUGUUGCUGAUGCUCCAGUUUCAUCUGAGCGCUGACUAUUUCAACUGAAUCGUGCGUUUGGGUUUUUUUUACUUUGCUUUUCUUGUUUUAAAGUGGCGAGCCAAACAUCCACGGGUGCAAAUCAGGCACGAUUUUAAAGAAAACUUCCACCUUAGUGUUGCUACCUUGUCAGAAAUAUAUGAAUCAAGUUUAAAGAUGCAAAAAAAAAAAGAAAAAAAAUCGGACUUUGAGCCAUAGAAACGUUCAUCUUUGUGUUUGCAUGUCAUGUUUCUAAAUGAUGAGUACUUAACAAAGCUGUUACUGUGUUGUAAAAAUCCAGAUGCUAAUUUGCACUCACAGCUGAGUCUCUGGUGAGUUUUUGGUUUUAAAGCGGGAGGAAGGACCUUUUCCAGCGGCGUCUGUCUCCUGGCGAGCUCCGGGUCUGCUCUCUAUCAGCACUUCCAUCGCACUCGUCUCCACCUUAAAGAAAGUAGCACAAUAAAAACUAACUAGAAAUCAGGUAGAGCAGAAACAACAAAUAAAAACUAGCUUGACCUCUUCUUCUUUUGUAGAACGAUGCUAACCUAAAGAAUCCUUUAUGACAGGAGGGUUUGUGACGAAUCCUUUGGGUUGAGAUGUUUUUACUGCUGUAAAUCUGAAACACUUAACUCCCAGGAGGUCCGCAGCUCUGCUUUAGAGCGACAACCUCCUGGAUCUAUUUUCCUUUCUGAGCCAGUAUUCAGACAAUGUAAGCACAAUGAACACAAAGCAUUUGUGGCACUUCAUAAUAAAGAAUAAUCUUAAGCAACCGAG
Nothobranchius furzeri (turquoise killifish) is the source of this 4439-nucleotide messenger RNA. RefSeq names its product transcriptional repressor scratch 1. NCBI's taxonomy places the organism in Eukaryota, Metazoa, Chordata, Actinopteri, Cyprinodontiformes, Nothobranchiidae. Gene Ontology annotation, biological process: regulation of DNA-templated transcription. The record is from RefSeq and is a predicted model, not a curated record. Gene Ontology annotation, molecular function: RNA polymerase II cis-regulatory region sequence-specific DNA binding; DNA-binding transcription factor activity, RNA polymerase II-specific.